AUGAAGAAAGAAUUAAUUUCCUUCUUUGUGGCUUCACUGGCACAAAUUGUGACAGCCGAUGAAGAAUGGAUUGAAGAUUGCAACAGCCAGAGUGAAAACAUUCACAUUCAUUCGGCUGGUGGCAACUGGAGAAACUUUUCGAGUGAUGUGACGUCUAAUCAAUAUUUUUUGCUCGAUCGAAAGUUCACGUGCACUGCUGAUCCAGACCAUUUCGCGCUUGUUCGAAUAAACGACCAGAUGGAUUCACCGUCAGACACAAAAACUAUCACUUGUGGAUCGGAGCGUAAAUGGUUGUACAAAGAUCGAAGCCUGAUGCAAAAGAAGAAAUCAGUCGUUACUUUCAAGAUGGUCUCAAACGGA
Mesorhabditis belari is the source of this 360-nucleotide messenger RNA. Lineage: Eukaryota; Metazoa; Nematoda; Chromadorea; Rhabditida; Rhabditidae. The record is from the annotation of a GenBank genome assembly.